Didymodactylos carnosus is the source of this 1559-nucleotide messenger RNA. NCBI's taxonomy places the organism in Eukaryota, Metazoa, Rotifera, Eurotatoria, Philodinida, Philodinidae. The record is from the annotation of a GenBank genome assembly.
UUGCUUAAAGGUUUAAAACCGAAUACCAUUUUACUUUGAAUAAAAUUUUCUAGUUACAUAUUUAUUUAUAACCGCACAACUAGGAAAGUUGGAAAUCUCUGCCUUCUAACUCACUUCUUUUGUUGCUUUUCUUGGCCUUUUCUCACGAUAAAAAGUACUGAACUAUUUAUUUUCGUGAAGAUAAGCACACUUCAAUGGAUAGAUUAAAAUCCUUUCUGUGUUUUUCCCCAUUCUCAAGUGGGAAAAACGAAUAUGGGGUUUCUCCCACCUACACAUUUUACGAAAUUAGUAACUACCGUUAUGUUGAAAGAAUGUUCCAGAGAUUACUAAUGUGAAACUAUUUCUACCGAAAAGAAAAAUAGCGAUAUAUUAUCUCCUUUCUUUUUGUGAUUUUAAUGUCACUUGCUGAGUAAAUAAAAGUGUCGACGAUAAUUACAUGCAAAGAAUGGAAGACAAGUCAGACACAAGCUCAUUUUUCAUGUUUUACACUUAAUACAGUGCAGACGUGUUUUCUUUCAUUUCUGUUCUCCUCUGUAUCGUACGUAUACGUACUAGUGUAUGAGUCAUAUGAAUUCUGGGUAUGUUAAAUUUUUCUUAAAUUAUUACAAAAUUAAACAUUCCAAAUGACUUAUGAUAUAUAUAUAAUAAUAUGAGUACAGCACAAAAAGAUCGUAUAUGUGGUGGAACUGACACACAACAGGUAUUACAACAAUUCUAUGAAAAUGAAAGAAGUACUAUUUCAUCGAAACGUCAUCUUACAAAUCAUAGCCAAUUUAAUGAAGAUGUAUGUGACGGUUUUAACGAUGAUACUUAUAUCAGCAGCAAGGACGACACAGAACCAAAAAGAUGAUGAAUGAUCGGGAUGAUCGAUUUCUAACUAGAACAAUAACAAAUUCAAACAUAAAUAAUUCUACAUGAUUCGCUCAACCUGAGCUACAGCAAAUUACAAUAAUACAUAUUUCAAACUAUGCUUUAAAUUAUACAUCUGAUUAUCACCUUCAGCCAAGUAUAAUUGAAUGUAAUCCAAGGCUUUUGAUCUUUUGACGAGAUGUGUUCGUUCUUGAAGAAGGAGCACAUCUCGUCACUCUUUCAGCAACUACAUUAAAAAUGAUUUUCUUACGCAAAACCCAAUGUAUCGAAAACCAAUAUAAUUUGAUGUCUGGUGGAUUGAUAGUCAGCGAAAUCUUCAUAUAAUUAUUAAAAAAGCAGAUAUUUACAUUUAUUUAUCAAAAAUUGAACGUUAUCCAGUUGAAUUGAAUAAUAUUAAAUUAAAGCCGUAUCCACCAUCACAUCUGCCGCCUCAACACACUGUUAUCAUUAAAAAGCACAACCACCAUGAAUGCGAAAUUAAAUGUCGUCAUUGUAAUGGUCCUCAUGUAUCAACGGAUUAUAAAUGUCCUGUUAUUAAUCAGUACAGAGGAGAACUAAUUUAUGAAGUAAGAAAGAGAUCGGAUAAACUACCAGACGAUGUACAACUAUUUAUUCCAUCCGAAUAUCGUAAUUCAAAUGAACGAAAUAAGGUACUUUAUAAUAAAAAAACACAGCAACAAAAGAAGUGA